UAUUAUGGAGGUUAUGAUGGGCCUAUUAACGAGUGGGAUGACUACUCCAGAUAUGUAAAUCCAGAUGGAGUGGAGAUGUCCCCUGGAGUUUACGGGGAAAAUGGGUCACUCAUGUAUCACCAUGGUUACGGAUAUGCACCUUAUGGUCCAUACUCCCCUGCAGGUUCCCCAGUGCCUACCAUGGGUCAUGAUGGUCAGCUGUAUGGACCCCAACACUACCAGUAUCCUGCUCCUUAUUAUCAACCACCAACCCCCCCUAGUGGGCCUUAUACUCCUAACCAGCCCCCUGUUCCUCAAGGAGAUGUUUCAACCUCUGUUGCUUCUGAGCAGGUGCCUUUGCCAGUAGAAACAGCCAAGGGAAAUAGUAAUGGAAUUGCGAAUGGGAAUGCAGAUGGAAAUAAUGCAUCAGGACCAUUAAGACCCAGCUACCAAAAUUCAUCUUUGAAUGCCAAUGGCUCGUAUUCGAGGGGUGUCUUGCCGGGUGGCAUCCCUGCUUCUGGUUAUCAGGACCCUAGAUUUGGUUUCGAUGGUAUGCGAUUGCCUGCUCCAUGGUUGGAUGGCCCAGUUUUUUCUGAUGGGCAGCCUAGACCUGUUACAAGCAGCUCCAUUUCUUCAACUGUAUCGCAUAUCGGUAAUGUUCCUUCUGGGAGGAAUCCGAAUCUUCGCCCUGUUCCCCAUCUUAUGGGUUUGCACCACCCGAGACCCACAUCUGGCAUGAACCCUGCUACAGGAUUCAUGAACAGGAUGUACCCCAACAACAGGAUGUAUGGUAGUAAUACUAUUCGAAGUGGUACAGGUUUUGGAUCAAAUGGUUAUGACUCCAGGGCAAAUGGGCGUGGGUGGUUGGCUGUUGAUAACAAGUACAAAAACAGAGGACGGGGAAAUGGUUUCCUUGGUUAUGGAAAUGAGAAUAUGGAUGGUUUGAAUGAAUUGAACAGGGGACCAAGAGCCAAAGGCUUUAAGAACCAAAAGGGGUUUGUACCUAUCACAUUAGCAGUUAAGGGGCAAAACCUCCCCUCAAAUGGGGAUAAUAUUGAGAAGGACAAGGAAAAUUCGAGUCUGAUUCCAGAUGGGGAACAGUAUAAUCGCACAGACUUCCCGGAGAAGUAUUCAAAUGCGAAGUUCUUUAUUAUUAAAUCAUAUAGUGAGGAUGAUGUCCACAAGAGCAUAAAGUAUGGUGUGUGGGCUAGCACGCCCAAUGGCAACAAGAAGUUGGAUGCUGGCUACCAGGAGGCUCAGGAGAAGUCUGGUGGCUGUCCUGUAUUUUUGUUCUUCUCGGUCAAUACCAGUGGGCAGUUUGUUGGACUUGCAGAGAUGGUGGGCCCAGUUGAUUUCAACAAGAAUGUGGAGCACUGGCAACAAGACAAGUGGAAUGGUUGUUUCCCUGUGAAGUGGCAUAUCGUAAAGGAUGUACCCAAUGGUUUAUUGAAGCACAUCACCCUUGAAAACAAUGAGAACAAGCCUGUGACCAACAGUAGGGACACUCAGGAGGUCAAGUUUGAUCAGGGGCUUCAAUUGCUUAAAAUAUUCAAGGAUCAUUCUAGCAAGACAUGCAUCCUUGAUGAUUUUGGGUUCUAUGAGGCUCGUCAAAAGACAAUGCAGGAAAAAAGGGCUAAGCAACAGCAGUUUCAGAAACAGGUUUGGGAUGGGAAGUCGACUCAUAUUGCUACCUCUGAUGAAAAAGAUAAAGAAACGGCUAAUGGAAAACCAAGACUACAGCUGGUGGCCUCAUCUAUGCCUAAGGAACCGGUUGUGGUGGCAGCUUCAGCAGUUAUUCAGUCAAAUGGUGAACACAAGAUGUCUGAAGAAAAUGAGUCAGUUGCCGGAGCUGGAGAUGCCCCAAAGGGUGCUAAGCCAGCUGUGACAGAGAAAAGGGUUGUAGCUAAUGGGGUGGCAAAUGGAUGCUAGUUUUACAUGGACUUGAUUCCCUCACCGAAGUGGUAGUUGCUGGGGUUGCUUUAGAAAAUUGGGUCAGAAGUUUUGCUGCCUUAGAUUAGCAUUCAGAAGUGAAAACCCCGACAUUCCAAGACUUUGGGUCUCCAAGUGGAUCUGGCUUACUAAAAGUCAAUAAAAUGUAGAUGAGAGAUGGUUAUGCCUCCUUAGAUUUUUCCUAGUUGUAGUGAGGUUCAAUACCGUCUCAGGUGUCUCUGAAUAUUUGAGUCUUUCUUCUGGCCUUUUUUUUUUUUUUUUUUCCUUUUUACCAUUAUGACAUCUGCCUGUGGCAUUUAGGAUUUGAUGGGUUCGUUUCUAUAGAUAGUGGGUAGCUCCUAACAGUAAGUCUCCCGGGGGUUUUGGAAUUUUCUUUAGCGCUUCAUUAAAUGUUUUUUACUUCAUCACCCCUAUUUCUUCUUUGGUUUUUCAUCCUGUAAAUCUGCUUUGUAUCUGUAGAAGGACCAGUUAUCAGGUGGCAUAGUUCUAAAGAGUUGGAAGAGCAUGAAGAGUUUCUGUUUUUA
Messenger RNA from Telopea speciosissima, 2453 nucleotides. RefSeq names its product YTH domain-containing protein ECT2-like. Gene Ontology annotation, molecular function: mRNA binding. The annotation marks the transcript as partial. NCBI's taxonomy places the organism in Eukaryota, Viridiplantae, Streptophyta, Magnoliopsida, Proteales, Proteaceae. The record is from RefSeq and is a predicted model, not a curated record. Gene Ontology annotation, cellular component: cytoplasm. Gene Ontology annotation, biological process: mRNA destabilization. The transcript has 7 exons.